Strongylocentrotus purpuratus (purple sea urchin) is the source of this 5657-nucleotide messenger RNA. Its product is annotated as galactosylceramide sulfotransferase-like. Gene Ontology annotation, cellular component: membrane. Gene Ontology annotation, biological process: glycolipid biosynthetic process. The transcript is spliced from 3 exons. Bases 579 to 1946 code for a protein of 455 amino acids. Lineage: Eukaryota; Metazoa; Echinodermata; Echinoidea; Camarodonta; Strongylocentrotidae. The record is from RefSeq and is a predicted model, not a curated record. Gene Ontology annotation, molecular function: galactosylceramide sulfotransferase activity.
AUAUUAAAGCAAUUGUAAGCGUUAUUCUGGGACUUUUGACUAAGGAGUAAUGGACAUGGGGCCUUGAGAUGAGUAAAUCUAAAGAUCUCAUUGAAGCGUGUAAAUCUCUAUUGUACCAUAGUCUGCCUUGUGGAAAUAUAUGCUGGUCGAUCUUCCUCAACAUGCGCAAAAGAGUAAGUCAUGUUAUAAUCACUUCUACUUCAAAUAUGAUCCACUUUCGUAAAACCAGUACUACUGUGAAAUACCAUAUGAACAUCUUCAAUAUUUUCUAAACGGGAAGCUUCAACCUAUUUCGUGAGUUAAUGGUUAACGGCAACCCUGAAAGUGAAACAGCGAGAGUGCUACACUACUACGUUCGACCAGACCUUGCGAAUGUCGUAACACGUACUGAUAUACGGCCUGGGCCCUAUAGUGUAUGUAACCAAUGGUCAUCAUUGUUUGACCUCCAGAUUCAGCUUGUCUACAUAUAAAAUGCUGGUGUGAACACGGGAUUUUGUUUCCACGAGAAGGUCGACGUCUUCAUUAUUCUGAUCUUCUCAACCUGUCUUCUUCAAAGUCAUCAAGCAAACGAAUCAACGAUGAAUCCCAACGGCCGGGUAAAGACGAGCAGGCCUGACGCUACACCUUCUGCCAACCAAACUUCACCGGGAAAACAUGUCAAGUCGACUAUCUUACCGCUGUGCUGUCUGGUGGUUGUGCUCUGUAUCUAUCUCCCGACGAGGACCAAAUUCGCCACGCCCAUAGUAGAACCAGUGCCUAGCCCCAGAAUAACCAGAUUUCACCCGUUGAUCGAGGGAUCUGGUCUAAAGACAGACUCAUCAAAAAACGAAAGCAGUUUGACGUUUUCCACUGCAGAUGCAUCACCAAGCCUUACAAGAAGUUUGUCCAGAACAUCGAUCGUCACCCAAGCUAGUCCAGAUCUCACUACAUCCAGUCCUCCGGACCCACAACACAGUUGUAAUCCCGUGGAAAGGAUAGUCUACGUCAAAACGCACAAGACGGGCUCCACAACCACUGCAUCCAUAUUGGAGCGAUUUGGAUACCUGCGUAAUUUGAGUUUCGCCAUGGGUAAAGGAGGUCAUAUCAUAUCAAACGAGCAAUUGUUCAAACGAUCAAUGCUAUACCAAAUCCCGAACAGAACUCGGCAAGAUUUCGACAUGCUUGUAAACCAUGUUCGAUAUAACAGGAAUGAAAUGGAUGUUGCCGUGCCAGGGGCCAAGUAUGUCACCAUUAUAAGAGAUCCCGUGACCCAGCUUGAGUCGGCCUUCGGGUAUUUUGAGAUGGGCAAUCACCUUAAAAUUGUUUCGAAAAACCCGUUUGAGACUUUCAUGUCUCAGCCACAGAAGUACUACGCAAUGAAAACGUACUUCUGGACAAGGAGUAGAAAUGGACAGAUUUAUGAUUUGGGUUUCGACCACGAAAACGAUGAAAAUGUAGCAAAAAUUCAGGAAAAAAUCGACAAGCUCUCCAAAGAGAUAGAUCUGGUUAUGAUCACUGAAUAUUUCGAAGAGUCGCUCAUUCUUUUACGAAAGCUUAUGUGUUGGGAUUAUUCAGACAUUCUCUACAUCUCAAAUGGGAUCCGUAGUAAAAGUCACAGAUUCGCUGUCAACCAAGACAUGGCGAAUAAAAUCAGAGCAUGGAGCGCGGCUGAUGUCAUGCUCUACGAACACUUCAAUCGAACAUUUUGGAAAAAGGUGGAUGAAUACGGACCAAGCUUCCAAGAAGAUUUGGCGCAUUUUAGAGAAAUCGAAACAAAUGCUAUGAAUAUGUGUAUUAAUUUGAAGAAGAAUAACACCGGGGAUAAGAGAGAAGAUAAACUCACGUUGAAGAAUAAUUCUGCGUUCUGUCAAGACCUUAUUCGCGCUGACGUACCUUAUACGUCUUUGAUUCGAAAGGGUAUGGUGCGUCGUGCUGCAGAGGAAGCAGCGAAGAGAUCAACACCUUGAUAUAAUAUUCACCUCUUUGAUACUUUAUUUAUUAUAGGUGCCUUCUGUUAUUUAUCAUCAACUCGUGGGUAGGCUGAGAAUGAGAGAAUGUCAUAACAAUGAUUGGUGUAUCAUUAUGCGGACAUGACUACAAUGUGUCAAUGAAGAUAAUGUAACGCCGCAUCUCAGCCGUGUGCAAUCCAGUCACAAACAGUGUAUACCUACAUGUACAAACAAAUUAGAUCUGUUGGUGAGUGAAAAUACCACGAGUCCAAUUUAGGAUUAGACGCCAUUUAUGAUACAAGGAUUUAUUAUGCUGAAUAUUUUCAUCUAGGUUUCAACUCGUUAAGGGGCAUGUGAUAGACAUCAACCCUACUUCUGGCAGAAACUCUUUAUAAUACAUGUAAAUACAGGUAAUGCUGAACAUUCUCCGCAAGGUUUCAACCCGUUACUUUUUUUCGCUACAUGAGCUUAAAUGUUUUGGUCACUGUCAUGGCCCUAAUGACAGCCUCCACCGUACUGUGCCAUUCAGUCGUCCAUUUCUUUUUAUCAUGGUUUUGUCCAACCCACCUCCCCCCAUAGUGUGAGCCUCUCCGGCUCCCGAUCUGAUAUGCCUCUUGCAUGUGCAUGGGCGUAUUUCACUUGCGUUAGUACACCCCCCCCCCCCCCGCCACUCAGUGUUAUUAAGGGUAGGCAUUAUGCAUGUUCCCUCCCUUUGAAAGCACACCCCUGAGACCCCUCCUAUAUCCAGUGUGUAAAGUCAAUACGGGCCGGACUUUACUGGAGAUUUUUUGGAACGAAUGCGGUCCCUCGGACCUGGGGGGGGGGGGGGGGGGGGGUAGUAGGUGGUUCUGAUAUUUGCACGUGCUUUAUAUACCAUCAUCACGCUCAUAAUUUUGGCGCGUCAAAAUAUCGCAUCAGUCGCUGACACAGUCCAUUUUAUGACUUGCAAAUGACUUGAAGUACCUUGAAGUACCUUCAAACAAAGUACACUGAGACAAUUACGAUAAUCAGUAAAUCAAAGGUCAGAGCCUUCAUAAUAUCCGGGGGGGGGGGGGAGGGGGUACUCAGAUUGGGUUUGGACUGGUGUGCCGCUCAAGCCUCGAAACCCCUACCCAUUAUUAGGAGUCAUUUGGGGCAUUUUCUUCGAGAAAAAAAAAAUCCAAUUUUAAUGGUAUUUUUGUUAAAAGUGGGACCUAUGUUUAGGGAUUUUUGUGAAAAAGUUAUCCAUUAGAGCGGCACACCCCGUCUGUCCUAAUAUGUGAGUAUCCCCCCCCCCCCGGGUAUAAUUUACCCUAUGCAUUUUGGAGAAAUACGACAUCGUGACCAAUGCCGUACUCUUUUUUUUUUCAAGCGGAAUUCGGGACAUUUAGCCAUAUGAAUGUCUCUUGACUCCACGAGUUCUCUCUUCAUGUUUGUCCAGAACAUAAAUGGCGCCCGCUCCGUCAAGAAGUUCAUUUACUUAUCUCUCAACGACUACGGUAGUAGUAAUGUUGUGCAUGUCCUUUUUUCCCCGACGUGGGACAUUUUAUGGUUGUUGGCAGAGGCGGCGGACCCGGGGGGAGCAGGGGUCACAGUGUCCUCACUUUUUCAAGUGCCCCCUUUUAAUUCUAAUAGAUGCACGUUCCGCGUUCUUAUACCACCUCUGAUAAAGUGCCUCCUUCAACAAUGAUAAUUGCCCUUAUUCAAAUCUAACUGAGGUUUACUUUAACAAGUGCCCUUUUCCUUUGUAAUAAGUGCCCCUUUACCACCUGAUAAGUGUCCCCUUUUAUGUUGGCACGUGCCCCCCCCCCUUUCUGUCUAAUAUGUGCCCUUUUUACUACUGAUAAUGCCAAAUCCCCCUUUUUUAUUUUAAAUAAAAGCCCCUUGCCCUUCUCAUAAAUGCCUCUAUUGAAAUUUCAUAUGUGCCUUUUUCAUUAGACAAGUGCACAUUUUCAUUCUCACAAGUACCCCUAUUCAUCUCAGAUAAAUGCCCCUUUUCAGGUACAAGAAGUUACCCUUACCACCUCUGAUAAGUACCUUUCACCUCUUAUAAUAACCUAUUUAAAAUCUUAGUGGUGCCCUUUAACAAGUGCCUCUUUUCCUUUGUAUGCCCCCUUUUCAUCUCCGGUGAGUGCCCUAAUUCAAAUUUGAGAGGUGCUCCCUUUAACUUGUAAUAAGUGCCCCUUUUCAUUUGAAAUAAAUGCCAAUUUUCGUUGCCAUAAGUGCUUUGUAGGUGCUCCUUUUUUUUCUAGAGAGUGCCCUCUUUUGUUGGUGUCCCCUUCCCCACUUUGAAAGACGCUCCGCCGCCCCGGUUGCUGUUUUGGGGUGGUGGUAGUAGGGAGGGGGGGGGGGGGGGGAGGUGUUAGAGAAUGAUGUUGAUCCCGUUAUAUAAUAUGUUUCAAGGUAGGGAUAAAUGAUUGGUUGAUGGGCAUGCAGUGUACUCCCUUUCUGCAUUUCGAAACUUUAGGAUCUCAAUAGUACCCAUUAAACAAACUUUUUCUGUUAAGUAAGGUAUUUGCCAGAAGAAAGCGUUUUGUAUCAUAAUAUUAACUCUAAAAUACUCGGUACUUGAACUGCUCUGAAAUGUUGUAUGGUAUUUAUUCGCCUUUAUUUAUUCAAUGUACCUCAUAUAUUAAUGCCGUUAUAUGAAUAGGGGGUUCUGAUCAUUUAUAUUUCGAUUUUUUUUGAUGGAGUACAAUAACAAGCAUUUUCUCUUAAUUCGAAAUAGUAUAUUAUAGGUUUGCGAUCAUGAAUGUGGAGAAGGUGAAAUGUUGUGUAAUAUCUGCUCUAUAUAUCCGUUGUACUAUCGUGUAAUUUAUGGAGGGACUUAUUAUACAAUAUUCCGACUAAUGGAGAAAAUCAGUUUCACGUGGAAAUUUUGAUUACGUUCACAAGGGUUAGUGUAAACAGUGAAGUACAAUGUAUUAGUUGCCUACGUCCUGCGUAGAAAUUUAUGGCAAUGGCAAACAAAUUCUGAUGUUCAAUGUAAUGUGCUUUGUUUAAUGUAAUGUGCUUUGUUUAAUGUAAUGAUAUGAUUUUGUACAUGUACUGGGUGAUAUAUUUUAAUGAGGUCAAAACGAGUAAUUUGAAAAAUAACAAUGAUAAUGACUAGGAUAAAUAUAAAUUUGAUGUUGUUUAUACACAAGCUAGACAAAUCGGUAUAAAUAUCUGUAAAGCGCUUAGAGGCAUCGUCGACAUAAUAUUACCAAGAACAUUAUCAUUAUUAUUACUAAUACCGCUCUUUCUGUAGACCCUACAAUUAUUAUUACUACAGCAAGCAUCGCCUGGUCCCCAUUUUGCACUAGGUUCAAGAGGGAGAAAUAUUAGCGAAAUAACUUGUCCAAGGAUGUAAGGGCAGUAAGCACUGAGCAAGGAUCAGAUGCAGGACCUCACGAAUGAAAGUUUUUUUUUUAAUCAUCGGUAUACCACAGUCCUCCCUCUAUUGUGUACAGGAUAGUUCGAUUGUCGAUGGAAAACGGCGAUCGGUUACAUCAGAUUGCACAUUGUUAAAAUGGAAAAGGGUAAAACUAAUAAUGCGGUUCCGAUAAAAUUGUAAACCUUUCUCUCCUUCUCCCCCUCCUAUCCCCUCCCUCUUUUCCCUUUCGUAUAUCUUUUGUAACCGGGCAAUAAUCAUGUUUUUUUUCACUGAGGUCAAAGCUAUAUGUCGACUUUUUCAAUGAAUUCUAUUCGUAUCUAGUCAAAGUGCACAACAUAUCUUAACAAUAAUAAAUUAUAUCUUUUUCUCUCAUA